ACUGCCUCUACCGACUUCCGGAAGGCAGACGUCAAACAAACAAACUCCAGCACCGCAGACGCCGACUUACACCUUUCUAAACUCUCAUUCUUCGAAUAUAGUGCUGUAGAUUAUUUUGAGAAUACAAAAUGGCAUACGAUCGCUCGUCGGCGCUCGAAUCGCAGCCAACCAACUGGAGCCGCUUCGAUGACCCUCAGUAUCAAGAUGAUCCGGAAUUCAACGAAUUUUCGCAGCGACUUUCGGAUAGAUUAUUCGAACUCACAUCCAAUGUAUCGCGGUUAUCCAGCCAGAUCGCACUGUUGGGUACACGGCGCGAAACUGAACGAGUGCGCGAACGAGUCAAAGAUCUCAUCGAAGAAGGUGGCCGCGGUUUCAAGCAGGCAGGAGAGGAUCUGAAGAAGCUCAUCCAGUGGGAAGACGUUGGACCCAGCCAGCGAUUUACGCAGUCCAAGUUGAAUCGCGAAUUCCAAGCCUCUCUCAAGGAGUUUCAAGACCUCCAACGUGCGGCACUUGAUAAAGAGAGACAAGCUGCUGCCGCAAACCGUGCUGCGCUCGAACAAGAUGGCACUUCACACGAUGGUGGCCGUGCAACCGGUCCUGCCGGUCAAAAGCUGCAACAGGAACAGCUUCGGCUAGCUUCCCAAGACGAGGUCGAUUUCCAGGAAUCACUUAUCAUCGAACGUGAAAGCGAGAUUCGGAACAUAGAGCAGUCCGUGGGUGAACUGAAUGAAUUAUUUAGAGACGUAGCGCAUAUGGUGCAUGAACAAGGCGCGCAGCUAGACAUUAUUGCAGAGAACGUGGAAGGUGUUCGAGACGAUACUAGAGGAGCCGACAUGGAGCUUAGGACAGCGAGCAGACAUCAAAGAAACGCUCGAAACAAGAUGUGCUGUUUACUGCUUAUCUUAGCUGUAGUCCUCACCGUGGUCAUACUCGCCGUUGUGCUAUCAUAGCCUGCUAAUCGCAAUCCACUAGUGUAUGGCAUUUUGGCAUGGUUUACUGUUUUGACACGUGUUCAUAAACUCUUCGCGUUUCGCCACCGCCGCUAGUUUUAAAUAUACUUGUAUACGUGCAUUAAAUCAAUCAGACACAUCAUUAUAGCUCAAGUACAGUCAGUCACAUUCUCUUAAGGUGCGCUCAGGUGGAAACAUGAAGGUUGUGGUCUCGCGGACUAUUAGACAUGUAACACUUAUUCUGAGUGCACUCUAAAG
Molecule: messenger RNA, 1208 nt
Organism: Verruconis gallopava
Lineage: Eukaryota; Fungi; Ascomycota; Dothideomycetes; Venturiales; Sympoventuriaceae
Exons: 2
Coding region: 129-950 (273 amino acids)
Biological process (GO): Golgi to vacuole transport; intracellular protein transport; vesicle fusion
Cellular component (GO): membrane; endomembrane system; SNARE complex
Molecular function (GO): SNARE binding; SNAP receptor activity
Source: RefSeq, a predicted model, not a curated record